Molecule: messenger RNA, 4893 nt
Organism: Perca fluviatilis (European perch)
Lineage: Eukaryota; Metazoa; Chordata; Actinopteri; Perciformes; Percidae
Gene: lrrtm2
Product: leucine rich repeat transmembrane neuronal 2
Exons: 2
Coding region: 743-2389 (548 amino acids)
Molecular function (GO): protein binding
Source: RefSeq, a predicted model, not a curated record
GUGAGAGGGGGUUUGUGUGAGUGUGGGAGAGAAAAAGAGAGAGAGAAACAGUAGUGAUGAUCGACGCCAGACUGCCACCACUCUGUAGCAGUGAGUGGCUGCAACAAAAAGCACAGAAUAACAUCCCUGACUCCCUGCUCUGCUUUUUUCUCUCUCCCUGCGUCUCAGCUAGCAGACGAGGGCUCCGCUCACAGCUCUGCAGAGGCUAUGCUGAGACUGAGCCGGCUUCGGAAGCAGGAUCUCUGGCUGCCAUCAACAAGUUAGGGUUGGAAAACCACAGCCAUGAAAGAGGAAAGCUUGAUCUUCAAUUAACCAUCUGAGCUGACAUCAUUGCGGUGGAAGGGAAACAAAAGGGUAAAAAAAAGAAAAAGAAAAAAAGGAAAGGAGGGGGGGGGUCUGUUCACCGGAGUCGCUCUGGAUGCAACUGAUCAACUUAAAAAAAAUAUAUAUAAAUAUUUAUUUCAAGGAUUCGUGGGAUGACGAAAAAGAUUCACCUUUUCUUUGAGCUUGGAUUUUAAAAAGGACUCUAAGCAAAAUAACAGGAAUAACCAUCAUCUUGGGACAUGGAAUUUCAUAUUUUGUUUCAAUUGGGUGGGUUCAGAAUUGCUUUAUUUCCAAAGAGGCUGAUUCCUUUUGUGCUUACUCAAAAGGGUUUUUUCCCUUUGGAUUUUUCUUCCAUCUGGUUGCUUCAAGAGUCUGCGGAAAAGGACAGUUGAAUGCAGCCUCCGAUGUGCACAAAAGAAUGGGUUUCCAUUCAAGGUGGCCAUUGGUGGGACCUGCACCAGCGGCUCUGUGUCUGUGUGUGAUCAGCAUGCUCCUAGUGUGCCUGCUGCCUCCUGCAUCGUGCACAACCUGCCCUCAAAAAUGUCGCUGUGAGGACCUGCAGUUCUACUGCGACACCCAGGGGCUUCAGGCACCCCCAGAUGGUGUGGAGAAGGGGGCCCUGGGGUUGUCACUACGCCACAAUAGCAUCACUGAGCUCAGCCCUGAUCAAUUUUAUGGCUUCAGCCAGCUCACCUGGCUACAUCUAGACCACAACCAGAUUACAACCGUACAAGAGGACGCCUUUCAAGGGCUCUACAAGCUGAAGGACCUCAAUCUGAGCUCCAAUCGUAUCACCAAGUUGCCCAACACAACCUUCAUCCACCUCAUCAAUCUCCAGAUACUGGACCUGUCCUUCAAUCAGAUGACUGCAUUGGAACCAGAACUGUUUCAUGGACUGAGGAAGCUCCAGAUACUCCACCUCCGCUCCAAUUUACUUCGCACCACACCUGUUCGCGCAUUCUGGGACUGCCGCAGCCUGGAAUAUCUGGGCCUAAGCAGCAAUCGUUUACGGAGUCUGGCCCGGAAUGGAUUUGCUGGGCUCAUUAAGCUUAAAGAGCUCCACUUGGAGCACAAUCAGCUGACCAAGAUCAACUUGGCCCAUUUCCCUCGCCUUGUUGCCCUCCAGUUUCUUUACUUGCAGUGGAAUAAAAUCAGCAACCUAACAUGUGGCAUGGAGUGGACCUGGACCACUUUAGAGAAACUGGACCUCACAGGAAAUGAAAUUCGUGUCCUGACAUCUGAUGUGUUUCAAACGCUGCCAAAUUUAAAGAUUUUGCUGCUGGAUAACAACAAACUAAGCAGUCUGGAUCCCCAAGUCAUGGAUAUGUGGCAGUCUCUGGGUACCAUUGGGCUGUCUAGCAACUUUUGGGAAUGUACCAAAAGGAUUUGCUCUCUGGCCACUUGGCUGAGCACCUUUAAGGGAAGGUGGGAACAUUCCAUUCUCUGCCAUAGUCCUGAAUAUGCCCAAGGCGAGGAGAUACUUGAUGCUGUUUAUGGAUUCCAGCUUUGCCAGAAUUUUUCAGCGCCGGUUGUUCAGACCAUUAGUACUACCACAGACGCUACUAUAGCUGCAGAGAUCACAAGCUCCUUGUUUGGAAUUAUGCAGCCGACCCCCACGCAGGACUACGCAGAGGAUUUUGUGAGCUUUACCACAGUCACUACCACAACAACUACAACAACACCACCACGCACUGCUCAAGCAACUACUGCUACAUUGGAAGAGGCAGCUGCAACAGAGGACUCCUCUGCAAUGGACAACACUGUUAUGACUCAUAGGGUUAUCAUUGGAACUAUGGCCCUUCUAUUUUCAUUCUUUUUCAUCAUUUUCGUUGUGUAUAUCUCACGGAAGUGCUGCCCUCCCACCCUGCGCCGGAUACGCCAUUGUUCGGCUAUUCAGAACCGCAGACAGAUGAGGACCCAGCAGCGGCAGCCUAUGGCAGAUCUAGCUACACAGGUACCCUAUAAUGAGUAUGAGCCCAGCCAUGAAGAAGGGGCACUCGUGAUCAUAAACGGCUAUGGGCAGUGCAAGUGUCAGCAACUGCCUUACAAAGAGUGUGAAGUAUGAACUCUUAUUUAUUCCUAGAGCAUAUGGUUUGCCAUUUGACCAUUUCAGAUGAUACAGGGUUUGCUUUUUUUAAUUUUAAUUUUCCAGUUUAUGUAAAAAGCAUAAUUUCUACAAGUAAGAUUAGAGAAUAUGUGAGAAAUGUUGAAUGCUACAAUGACACAGGUUGGACAUGACAGUCUAGGGAUGAUGUAGAGAUAGUCACAAAUUUAUUUUUCUAUGAAUGCAAGGUUGUUCAUAUCAGGCAGGGGCAAUCAUUUUAAACAAGAAAAUUGUAAACUGUGAGAUUUGUCUCCACAUUGUCUCUAUAUUCUGCAGCACAGAGAAAAUACUUAGCCAAAUGGCCCUCUGCUAACAGAAUACAUUAAGUGGAGAAAUGUGAUUUAUGUCUUAUUUCUUUUAAAAAGUAAAUAUUUAAGAUCAUGUUUUUAAUUGCACCACAGACAAUUUACUGUAAGCCACUCACUCAAUUACUAGGGCAAAUUAAUUGGAUACAUUUUCUAAGUUUUGUUUUAUAGUUUUAAAAUAACGGUUAUACAUUAAAGGCCACACAAUUAUAACUAAAAAGAUUUGUCAUUAUGCUAAAAAUAAAAAAAUUAAUUCUCUUAAGGAGAGAAGAACCCUGAAAUGCUAUUUGGUAUAAAUAAAUGUUAUUAUAUUUACCAAAUCAGACAUGAGUCAAUUAGGCAAGGCUAUAAUCUUCCAUCAGAUCAAAGGCCUCACAGCAUUUCCUGUUUACAAAGUUUAUGUGGGCAGCCCACCCCCAAAGAAAUGGCUGCCUUUAGCCAAAAAGGGAUUAUUUUGUUUAUAUUUGGUUUUCUUCCAAAUUUUAUUCUGUGUGGAAAUGCAACUACAAGUGUGUACUGUUUGAAAAGACUGCCGAAAUUGUGCAUUUACAUUCAAUUACGUAUACUGGGAAAAUGGCCUCUUUGAUCGGGCUUUAGCUCGUAAAUGCAAUGCUGUUUUGCAGCUUGUUGGAUGUUGGAGCUCCCGCCCACAAGGGCCAACCACCCAAAAUAAAUUCUCAACCUGUGGGAAACACUAAGCAUUGUUCAUCUGUGGUUAAUCUUUAAUAUACUACACUGCUUAGCAAAAACACAUGGAUGAUCUUGGAAAUCAAGAACGAAAUGAUUAGACCUUUAAAUGUUUAAUGAUCUGUACAUGGAUUCUUUAGCCCUCAAAUACCAUAUACACUGUGACCAUAAUAUUUUCAACAUCUUAAUCUAGUAAGUACAGUUCGCUGAUUUGCUAUAAUAUAGUAGGAUCAAUAUAUAGACAAGCUAGUGUGAGGUGUGAGGGUAGCAAGUAAAAGUGACCAGCGCAAAUGCCAGAUAGGAGAGCAUUUCAUUCUGAAAAUAAAACCUUUCCCCAGUCGCCCAGGCUCUUUAGUGCUUACACACUAAUCAGGACUGACAGGCUCAAGAUUGAACCAAUUAAGGCAAGGCAAAAAUAAUCUAAUAUUCUGUCACCCACACCAAUGAUCCAGCAACAUUUAGCUUGUUCGGCCAAUAAAAAACAGUUCUAGUAGAAUCAUCAUUGGACCUUUUACUUUAAGACAUUGUUCUUGUAAAGGGAUACGUGUUGUCAUUUACAGUAUUAAAAAUGUGAUUACCGUGAAUAACGCAUAUUAUAACAGUUCCUUGGUUAGCAGUCACAAGUGUCAAGAUAAACUGCAGUCAAUAGCCUGAAAGCAAAUGGCGAUCCAGUGAUAAGCAAACAGCAAGCCUGGGUCAGGACACAUUUGUAUGCAGCAGGGAGAGGAUGUGCAUUAGCAUCAGACUAAAGCUGCUGCCGCAGCUCCGCACUUCUUUGUGUUCAGUUUGGUGAUGGGGGCAGGGUGAAAGAGAGACGGAUUUAAAGCAAGUGAUAGGAAGAUGGAGAGGAGCAAAGAAAGGGUCAGGAGUCAGGAGGUGCCAUUUGUGGCUUCGUCUCUUUAUUGAGGAUGUCAAAAUCUGGCUUCAGUCUUUUAAAUUAAUGCUUGUGUUAAUGUGUUAAUGUCUCUGCACACAUGGUCAUUGGGUGCCUACAACAACUUCUAAGAAAGUGUUUGUGUAAACCAAAACUUGUUACACUUCACAUUUGAAUUCAAAGAAAAACAUUGCAUACACUGAUCAUACCGAUUUCCAAAGUCAAGCACCUCCACUUUCUUUCUAAUUUUGUUUUCUUCCAGCUUCGCACUGCUUUUGCUACUGCCCUUCUAAUCGGUCUUGCAUGUUCAAAAGUCAAUUAAGUUGAAUAUUUCUUAUCUUAUGUCAUUCAGCAAACAUUAUGGUGAGACCUCAUUCUUGGUAACACCAAGAAUUGGGACGUAUGUGGAAGUUCUAUAAAGUUCAUUUCACUGUUUAAGACUACGGUUGUACUAAGUGAUUGAAAAUCCACAAAAUUUGUAGAAAUAUGCAUCCUUUGCACUCUGGCUCUUUGUAAACUGUUUUUGUUUCCUCUUGUCAACCUCUAGCUCUGGUCCCCACCCUGCCUAAAAAUAAAUAAAAAAAAAACAAGUGAACCAA